Messenger RNA from Protobothrops mucrosquamatus (brown spotted pit viper), 1004 nucleotides. It is a transcript of the gene STEEP1, whose product is annotated as chromosome unknown CXorf56 homolog. The transcript has 7 exons. The record is from RefSeq and is a predicted model, not a curated record. The coding region runs from base 31 to 699 and encodes 222 amino acids. NCBI's taxonomy places the organism in Eukaryota, Metazoa, Chordata, Lepidosauria, Squamata, Viperidae.
GCGGAGCGCGCCCGAUCGCCCGGCGCCGCCAUGCCCAAAGUGGUCUCUCGCUCCGUGGUCUGCUCCGACACGCGCGACCGGGAGGAAUAUGACGAUGGCGAGAAGCCGCUGCACGUGUAUUACUGCCUCUGCGGGCAGAUGGUGCUGGUCCUGGAUUGCCAACUUGAGAAGCUGCCCAUGAGACCCCGUGAUCGGGCCAGAGUUAUUGAUGCGGUUAAACAUGCCCACAAAUUCUGUAACACGGAAGAAGAGGAAAAUGUUUACCUGCGCAGGCCAGAAGGCAUUGAGCGACAAUACAGGAAAAAGUGUGGAAAGUGUGGCUUACUCCUUUUCUACCAACACCAGCAGAAGAACGCUCCGGUGACGUUCAUUGUUGAUGGUGCCGUGGUCAAAUUUGGACAAGGUUUUGGGAAGACCAACAUCUACACUCAGAAGCAAGAGCCCCCUAAGAAGGUUAUGAUGACCAAACGGACGAAGGAUAUGGGCAAAUUCAGCUCGGUGACCGUGUCUACUAUUGAUGAAGAAGAAGAAGAGAUUGAAGCGCGUGAGAUUGCUGAUUCAUAUGCCCAAAAUGCCAAAGUGAUCGAGAAGCAGCUGGAAAGGAAAGGCAUGAGCAAGAGAAGGCUGCAGGAACUGGCCGAGCUGGAAGCCAAGAAGGCCAAAAUGAAAGGGACCCUUAUUGACAACCAGUUCAAAUAAGAAGUUUUGCCAAAAGAAGAGAAGCGACCCACAACAUUUUGUUUCCUUGCUGGUUUGCCCCAAGGAAUUUGGCCUCACUCCUGAAAACGCAGUGAAGGGGGGCAACUUGGCGAAGAGAAAUAAAUGCUCUGCUUUUUCUAAUGUAUUGCUUGUAGUCUAGGUUUUAAUUUUCCUUUUGAAGGUUCUGAGAAGCAUUUUUCCGUCAUUUGCUGUAUAUUCAGUUUGGCAAGACCUUGUAAAUUUGAAUUGAGGACCUCAUUUGUACAGAGGUUUUCUUUUUUUUUUAGUUAUUUGUGUAUUUUCAU